GAGAGCUCGGAGUGAAAUGAUUGUGAUUGGACAGGGUUUGUUCAAUCAGGAAAGUCGUUGUUAGCCGGUGGAAGAGUGGUGGAAUUAAUAAGCAAAAAGAGAGAAAGGACCGAGAAGAAAAUAACUGUAAACACAAAUACUGCAAAAUGAGUUCCAUUGGCACUGGGUAUGAUUUAUCCGCCUCCACGUUUUCCCCUGACGGAAGAGUUUUUCAAGUUGAAUAUGCCUCGAAGGCUGUAGAAAACAGCAGCACAGCUGUAGGCAUCAGGUGCAAAGAUGGGGUUGUGUUUGGAGUUGAAAAGUUAGUUUUGUCCAAACUCUACGAACAGGGUUCAAACAAACGCAUCUUUAACAUUGAUCGACAUGUGGGAAUGGCAGUGGCAGGUCUCUUGGCAGAUGCACGGUCUCUUUCUGAAAUAGCUAGAGAAGAAGCUUCCAACUUCAGAUCCAACUAUGGCCAUGACAUUCCACUAAAGCAUCUUGCAGACAGAGUGGCAAUGUAUGCUCAUGCAUACACACUGUACAGUGCAGUCAGACCUUUUGGCUGCAGCUUUAUGUUGGGAUCAUAUGAUGAAGAUGAUGGUCCUCAGCUGUACAUGGUUGACCCUUCUGGAAUUUCUUAUGGUUACUGGGGAUGUGCUGUUGGCAAGGCUAAACAAGCUGCAAAAACCGAGAUUGAAAAACUCCAGAUGAAAGAGAUGACUUGCAGAGAGCUGGUGAAAGAGGUUGCAAAAAUAAUCUACAUUGUGCAUGAUGAAGUAAAAGACAAAGCCUUUGAGCUUGAACUCAGCUGGGUUGGAGAAGUUACAAAAGGCAGGCAUGAAUUGGUACCAAAAGAACUCAGAGAGGAAGCAGAAAAAUACGCUAAAGAUUCGCUAGAAGAGGAGGAUGAUUCUGAUGAAGAUAAUAUGUAAAUAACUCGACCCAACAUUGCUUGUGCUGUAAACAAAUGUCACUAUCCCAGACUGUACUAAAUCUGCAAGUACAGAUAUUUCUUUACAUUAUCCUUUUUGUACCUUUCAGCAGAUAAGGACUGCGUAACUUUUAUCAAUUCAUUAUUUGGGAUACUAACUUGCAAGUGUUUCAGUGAGUAACUUGCAAUAAAGUCCUAAGUAGUAA
Molecule: messenger RNA, 1119 nt
Organism: Acipenser ruthenus (sterlet)
Lineage: Eukaryota; Metazoa; Chordata; Actinopteri; Acipenseriformes; Acipenseridae
Product: proteasome subunit alpha type-3
Exons: 11
Coding region: 147-914 (255 amino acids)
Biological process (GO): ubiquitin-dependent protein catabolic process
Cellular component (GO): synapse; proteasome core complex; proteasome core complex, alpha-subunit complex
Source: RefSeq, a predicted model, not a curated record